Cydia fagiglandana is the source of this 1225-nucleotide messenger RNA. RefSeq lists its product as uncharacterized. NCBI's taxonomy places the organism in Eukaryota, Metazoa, Arthropoda, Insecta, Lepidoptera, Tortricidae. The coding region runs from base 77 to 1132 and encodes 351 amino acids. The record is from RefSeq and is a predicted model, not a curated record. The transcript is spliced from 2 exons.
ACAAGUACAUUUACUUCAGGCCAGUAAAAAAGUAAUAACUACUUACAUUUGCUAUGUCCUAAUCCUAAGUUGGAGGAUGAUAUUAGCCGCUACUCUUGCAUUGGUCUUGACAUUUGGUGCAACACUCGUGCCCAAUGUUACUGAAGAGCAUCUUAUUGAGCACUGGAAAUAUGACCGAGAAACCCGCCGAAAGGUUCUUCAUGAAAAACUUUCCAAAGCCUUUGCUGAAGAGGAUACUAAGCGUAAAAAACCAUGCACAGCGACCGAUUGGUCUCUAGACAAUUUUAUAGAAAGAUAUUUGGCCGAAGCACCCCAUCAUUCUCUGUACAGGCCACCCGAGAACGAGACCAUCGACAACCUAAUAGAAAAUAAUGAUAAGGCGCUCUUCCAUCCCUACGUUUUUGAGGAUUAUUUCAAAAAAUAUGGCAUAGGUGAAAAUAAAGAACGAGAAAAGAACGUCAAUAAAACUCCAGACAGUUGGAAGUUUACAGACUUCAUAGAAAAAUAUGAGGCAACGACGGUAUGGGAACAGAUCAAACAAGAAGCGCUGAUCAUAGGACGCAACGAUACUCAUGAUAUAAAAUUCUUCCUAUUAUCGAAAGGCGUGGACUCGACAGACGAGCUGCUAGGUCUCGAAGUUCCGCGUACCGGUCGCCGGUUUUGGAACAACCAGUGGCCAGUACCGCUUCCAGAGGACCGCGAGAGCUUGAAAAACGGCGACCUUGAAACCAUCAUAUACUUCAUGAGACAAGCCAUUUACCACACCAGGGACAGAAUGAAGGUCAUGCAACAACUAAGAGACAAAUACAGGGCACGAGCGGUGUACAAGAUGGGAUACCUUUUUGCUAAAACUGAUUACGCAUGUAAAAUUUUCGGUUCUCUCGCAUUUAAAGCGUUCACAGAUUGUUCAGUGACGCGAAACAAAAUAUUUGGAGAGAAUCGUGUAUUCAAAUUUUACCUGGAUAUAGCGUACAAUAUUGAGCGGUUGUUAGCCAGAUGGUUCGAUGUGGAUAUGUCUAAAGAUUUACUGAUGUCAAACGAUUUCAUAGCUCGGAAAGUUUUGUUAAAGGACAAGAAUCUAACUACGCCUGCGAUGGUUAACGAGGCUUUCGACCAAAUGUUCAUCGAGUAAGCUGGUCUAUCCCCUAGAGCCGCCCACACAUCAAAACUUGCCAACACAAAUGCAAUUAUAUUCGUCAAAAUAAUCAUUUAAAAUAGAACAGAA